This is a messenger RNA of Closterium sp. Yama58-4, 480 nucleotides long. The record is from the annotation of a GenBank genome assembly. Lineage: Eukaryota; Viridiplantae; Streptophyta; Zygnematophyceae; Desmidiales; Closteriaceae.
AUGGCCUUUCUUGUCGUUCCUUCUCCGAGCCUGAACGUGAUUAUACAUGAGGUGUUCCUUGCGGCGGCGCUGGUCAAUGCCUACGCCGCUGGUUCCAGGAAAGACGCUCCCUUUUCUACUGACGCCAUCGAAGCCAUCCUGUUGGGCAAACUCGAGGUUCCCAAGAAUGGCUCCAAAGCUGCCAGGAAUGCCGUGGGCGACCCAAGCGGGUCGGUGGUAAUGAGACUGGAUAUCCACAUCGUUCAGAAGCGAACGAGAACCGGCAAGAACGGCGGCGAUGUCGCCAUUGCCAUUCCGACUGAUGCGCUCGCCCGCCUUCUUGAUGACUAUUUCAUUGCCACGCUGUUUGGCAACAGGGAGAUUCCCAAGAAUGACAAACUCGCCGUUGGCGAUCCAAGGGGCAUGGCGGACAUGACUCUAAAGAUUUACCAGAACAAAAGCCCAGCCUGUGAAGCUUGCGUACAAAGUAUUGGCUUAUGA